This is a messenger RNA of Aspergillus homomorphus CBS 101889, 1730 nucleotides long. It is a transcript of the gene aspD, whose product is annotated as septin aspD. Gene Ontology annotation, cellular component: cell division site; microtubule cytoskeleton; septin ring. NCBI's taxonomy places the organism in Eukaryota, Fungi, Ascomycota, Eurotiomycetes, Eurotiales, Aspergillaceae. Gene Ontology annotation, biological process: cytoskeleton-dependent cytokinesis. The transcript is spliced from 6 exons. The coding region runs from base 290 to 1321 and encodes 343 amino acids. The record is from RefSeq and is a predicted model, not a curated record. Gene Ontology annotation, molecular function: GTP binding; GTPase activity; molecular adaptor activity.
AUCCAUCCCAGUCCGUCAGUCCGUCCUUCCCUCCCUCUCUCUCGCUUGCUUGCUUGCUUCAUUAGUCUCGUUCCUUCCUCAAACUCUCUCUUCCACCUUGGCCUUUCGUGGAAGGACUGUUGUUCGCCUCUCGUUUUCUCCUCGGCCUCCGACCUUUGCUCCCACCCCCACCAACACUUCCUAGGAGGCUGCUUCUCCUGCUAUCUAGAUACCAAUCUACUAUCUACGACUACUAUCAACCUAAUCUCCACAUCCCCCUCCUUCUCCAUCUUUUCUCUACUUCAAAACCAUGGCUGCCGCGGCCAAUUCCACCCCUGCGUCGGUCUUUCCUCGUAGCCAUGUCGGUUUCGACAGCAUCACUUCUCAGAUUGAACGGAAGCUGUUGAAACGUGGAUUCCAGUUCAAUGUGAUGUGCGUCGGACAAACCGGCUUGGGAAAGUCGACCUUGAUCAACACCAUCUUUGCUUCCCACCUGAUUGACUCGAAAGGUCGCCUGGCCCCUAACGAACCCGUUCGUUCUACCACUGAAAUCCAGACCGUCUCGCAUAUCAUUGAGGAGAAUGGCGUGCGUCUCCGGCUAAACAUCGUCGACACCCCGGGAUAUGGCGAUCAAGUUAACAAUGAUAGAUGCUGGGAUCCCAUCGUGAAGUAUAUCAAGGAUCAACACUCCGCAUAUCUCCGAAAGGAGCUUACUGCUCAGCGUGACCGCUACAUUCAAGACACACGUAUUCACUGCUGUUUGUUCUUCAUCCAGCCCUCUGGCCAUGCCCUCAAACCAAUUGACAUUGUCGUCUUGAAGAAGCUGUCCGACGUUGUCAAUGUGGUUCCCGUUAUCGCCAAAGCCGACUCUCUUACUCUUGAGGAACGUCAGGCAUUCAAGGAAAGAAUCAAGGAAGAGUUUACCUUCCACAACCUGAAGAUGUACCCGUACGAUAACGACGAGCUUGACGACGAAGAGCGUGCAGUCAACGCUCAAAUCAAGGACAUCAUUCCAUUCGCCGUGGUCGGUAGCGAAAGAACGAUUGUCGUCAACGGUCAGCAGGUUCGUGGCCGCCAAAACCGCUGGGGUGUCAUCAACGUGGAGGAUGAGAAUCACUGCGAAUUCGUCUACCUCCGAAACUUCCUUACCCGCACCCAUCUUCAGGACCUCAUUGAGACGACAAGCCAGAUUCACUACGAGACAUUCCGUGCUAAGCAGCUCUUGGCACUAAAGGAGAGCAGCGCUGCCGGAGGCCACCCUGGUAGCAGCCGGCCCAUUAGUCCCUCGGCGGACAGGGAGCUCAGCCGUAACUCGCAACGCAUGACCAUGAAUGGCUAUUGAUAGGCCUGGAAACGUCGCUAGGCUUGCUUCUGUGUGAAUUGAGCAUGGGCAGUGAGCCCAGCGGGGUAACCCUCUUCCUUUUCUUUCCUUGAUGUUUUAAUCUCAUAGCACCAACUUCGUCCCGGCAUGCUUCUACAGAUAUCCUGUUUAACUUGAUAAUACCUUCAUCGUACAUGUCGUCACUUUACCGAAUGCCUCUUGCAAGGGGGUGACCUGACUACCUCUUUAUUUUCUAUGGACUCAUCAUCGCGAAUCAAUUCAGAGCUAGCAGCGAAGCGCCAGACGUCAUACUGUCUGUUUUCAUGUAUCUAUUUUCCUUGGUCCAGUGGGGAUAAUAAAAAAUGGCUGGGACAAGAGAUCAUGUUUUUCUCCUGCGGCCCCUGCCUUAAUAACAAGAUUGUCCAGAUAU